GCUACAGCUCUAUGAAGCAAGCGGCUCACUUCUCUGCUGCUAGAGCAGUUCCUUCACCUGAGGCGGGCCUCAAGUCCCCGGGUAUGAGCCGGCGCCGCUGCAGCUGCUCCCCACGGCCAUCCUCCUGCUCCUGCAGCUGCAGCUCCAGCACCGUGACAGCAGCCGGGCGCCCUCGCCCCCUGGACAGUUGUAAAGAAGAAGAAAGUUCCACUCUUUCUGUUAAAAUGAAGUGUGAUUUUAACCAUGACCACCAUGUUCAUUCUGGACUUAAACUGGUAAAAUCUGAAGACGUUGGAAGACUAGGUUCCUACAUUCCUGCAUAUUUGGAAGGUUCUUGUGAGGACUGCUUUAAAGACUAUGAAAGGUUAUCAUGUCUUGGGUCACCAAUUGUGAGGCCUGGGAUUGUAGAACUUGAUACUGAAAGCAAGCCCUUGCAUAACAAGGAAAAUCAACAUGUACAACAAACACUUAAUAGUACACAUGAAACAGAGGAACUAGAGACCAGUAGACUUUAUGAAGACAGUGGGUAUUCUUCAUUUUGUCAACAAAGUGGUCUCAAUGAACAUGAAGAAGGUAGCCUUCCCCUGGAGGAAAAUUUCAGUGACAGUUCACAGUCCUGCCUGUUACAGAUACAAAGCCCAGACCAGUAUCCCAACAAAAACUUGCUGCCAAUUCUCCAUUUUCAAAAAGUCGUUUGUUCAACAUUAAAAAAGAAUGCGAAAAGAAAUCCAAAAAAAGAUUGGGAGAUACUAAAGACAACUAUAGCCAGUGGAAAUUAUAGACUACAGAAUAUAAUUGGCAGGAAAAUGGGCCUAGAGUAUGUAGAUAUUCUCUGUGAACUCUUUCGAAGAGGACUUAAACAUCUUCUAGCAAAUAUUUUAACACAGCUCAGUGAUAUGGACUUAAUCAAUAUGUCUAAAGUGAGCACUACUUGGAAGAAGAUUCUAGAAGAUGAUAAAGGAGCAUUCCAGUUGUAUAAUAAAGCCAUACAGAGAGUUACUGAAGGCAACAUAAAUUUAUCAGCACAUACUUCAACCAGAGAUUAUGUUAUGCUCAGAAUCCCACUGGCUUCUGUUCAAGAAGCAACAGCUCAGACUUCUCUCCCAAAAGAUGCUCAGACCAAGUUAUCCAGUCAAGGUGAUCAGAAGGGUUCUACUUACAGUCGACACAGUGAAUUCUCUAAGGUUGCCAAGACCUUGAAAAAGAACGAAAGCCUCAAAGCCUGCAUUCGUUGUAAUUCACCUGCAAAAUACGAUGGCUACUUAGAGCGAGCAACAUGCAAACGGGAAGGCUGUGGAUUUGAUUAUUGUACACGGUGUCUGUGUGACUAUCAUGCCACCAAAGACUGUUCGAAUGGCAAGCACCUAAAAGCCAGUUGUAAAACGGGUCCCUUGCCUGGUACUAAAAAAAGCAAAAAGAAUUUACGAAGAUUGUGACCUCUUACUAAAUCAAUUGUUAGUGAUCAUGAAUAUAAGUUAGAAAAAUUAGGUUUUAACUUAAA
Otolemur garnettii (small-eared galago) is the source of this 1501-nucleotide messenger RNA. RefSeq names its product F-box protein 5 (gene FBXO5). The coding region runs from base 12 to 1436 and encodes 474 amino acids. Gene Ontology annotation, biological process: regulation of mitotic nuclear division; negative regulation of meiotic nuclear division. Gene Ontology annotation, cellular component: nucleus. The transcript has 5 exons. The record is from RefSeq and is a predicted model, not a curated record. Gene Ontology annotation, molecular function: protein binding. NCBI's taxonomy places the organism in Eukaryota, Metazoa, Chordata, Mammalia, Primates, Galagidae.